Molecule: messenger RNA, 1182 nt
Organism: Westerdykella ornata
Lineage: Eukaryota; Fungi; Ascomycota; Dothideomycetes; Pleosporales; Sporormiaceae
Product: paxneb superfamily protein-like protein
Exons: 2
Coding region: 1-1182 (393 amino acids)
Biological process (GO): tRNA wobble uridine modification
Cellular component (GO): transcription elongation factor complex; cytoplasm; elongator holoenzyme complex
Source: RefSeq, a predicted model, not a curated record
AUGGCCUUUCGAAAGCGCAACGUGCCGCUUUCGCGGACAGAACAGAAGCCCGGCUCCCCUUCCGUUCCAGCUUCUACAGAACCCUCAUCCGCUGAGGUACCUCAAGCAAUUACCGGCGUCCGCCCCUCACCUCUUGAUGGACGCCCCACUACUUCCACAGGAACUCCAUCCCUCGAUGCUAUCCUUGCCGGCCAUGCUGGACUGCCCCUGGGAAACUCUAUAUUCAUAGGCGAACAGGGAACCACAGAUUAUGCUGGUGCGCUGCUGCGGUUUUAUGCUGCUGAGGGAGUAGUGCAAGGGCAUCGCGUGCAUGUCGUCGGCAUGGGAGAAGCAUGGGGUAGAGAGUUGCCUGGGUUGAGUGAGAAGGACGAGAGUGGGAGGAAAAUAAAAACCAGUGCGGAAGAGGAGAAGAUGAAGAUCGCAUGGAGAUAUGAAAGCUUGAGUGUCCACGGCGCGGAGAGAGGUGAGCGCUUCAAACAUGCUGGAACUUCGCUCUCUGGCAAGACGGGAGAGGACCAGGCAAUAUUCUGCCAUACAUUUGACCUUGCAAAACGUCUAAUGCUGCCGGUGGGAACAGCGAUAAACUAUAUCCCCAUUGCUCCACAACGAAACCCCUUCCCCUCAAUCUUGCAGAACCUACAAAAUGACCUCGCAUCGACGCCCCCAAACACGAUACAUCGCCUUGUUAUUCCUUCCCUCCUCUCGCCCGCUAUAUAUCCCCCAAUCUCGACCCGACCAGACUGCGUUCUACAGUUCCUUCACGGCCUCCGCGCGCUCCUCCGCCUCCAUCCAACACAGCUGACAGCCAUAAUCACAUUUCCUCUUACGCUCUAUCCUCGAUCAACGGGACUCGUCCGAUGGAUGGAAAUACUCUCCGAUGGGGUGAUGGAGCUCUCGCCCUUUCCCUAUGACUAUGCGCAGGUGCUGUCGGCAGCGACAAAGGAGGAGGACAAGCCGCAGGGUAUCUUUGCGGUGCAUAAACUGCCGGUUUACAGCGAGAAGGGUGGAGGUGGAAACGUCGAGGGGCUGGGAGAAGACCUCGCCUUCACCCUGAGUAGGAGGAAGUUUACGGUGACCAAAUUCAGUCUUCCACCAGCGGAAGGGGAUACGGAGGCGCAGGAGGAGGCUGCCAGAGGCUCUGGUGCGACUCCGAUGCCGAAGAAGGAGGAUCUCGACUUCUGA